Molecule: messenger RNA, 1824 nt
Organism: Quercus lobata
Lineage: Eukaryota; Viridiplantae; Streptophyta; Magnoliopsida; Fagales; Fagaceae
Product: protein NRT1/ PTR FAMILY 3.1-like
Exons: 4
Coding region: 1-1824 (607 amino acids)
Biological process (GO): transmembrane transport
Cellular component (GO): membrane
Molecular function (GO): transmembrane transporter activity
Source: RefSeq, a predicted model, not a curated record
AUGGCCAAUGUUGAGAAGCAGGAGAACAUAGAGGCUGAAAGUUUAAUCAAAAGGAAGAAGAAGAAGAAGCUUGGAGGAAUCAAAACAAUGCCAUUUAUCCUUGCAAAUGAAAUAUGUGACAGAUUUGCGAAUACUGGUUUUCAUGCCAACAUGAUAACGUACUUGACACAAGAGCUUAACCUGCCGCUGGUAAAGGCCGCCAACACACUGACCAACUUCAAUGGAGCUGCCAAUUUCGCGCCAUUGUUUGGUGCUUUAAUUUCCGACUCCUUUGCUGGGCGGUUUUCGACCAUCAUGGCUGGUUCUAUUAUCUAUGAACUGGGAUUGAUUAGCCUCACCAUAUCAGCAGUACAGCCAAGGUUCCACCCUCCAAAAUGCCCAACUCAAGAGAAUUGCAAGGAAGCCUCAACCUUGCAGAUUUGGGUCCUCUACAUCUGUCUGCUUCUUACAUCUCUUGGCUCAGGUUGCAUUAGGCCUUGUGUUGUUACCUUUGCUGCAGACCAAAUUGACAUGACCAAAUCAGGUGUAGCAGCUCGAAGUUGGAAUUUGUUUAAUUGGUACUACUUUAGCAUGGGAAUGGCAACACUAGCUGCCCUAACUUUAGUGGUUUACAUCCAAGAUAAUGUAGGUUGGGGCUGGGGUCUUGCAAUUCCAACCACAGCCAUGGCCUUGUCAAUUUUAGCCUUUUUGGUGGGUUCACCUCAUUACAAUAGAAUCAAACCUGAGGGUAGUCCCUUGGUUAGAUUGGCCCAAGUAAUUGUUGCAGCUGUGAGGAAGAGGAAAGAAGUAGUACGAGCAGACCCAGCUCUCUUGUAUGAAAAUAGAGAGCUCGAUGCUGCUAUUUCUUUGAAUGAAAGGCUUUUACACACAAAUCAAUUCAAGUGGUUUGAUAAAGCUGCAAUAGUAACAGGUAGCGAUGCAACAGAUUCGAACACACCAAAUUUAUGGAGGAUUGCCACUGUCCAUCGAGUUGAGGAAUUAAAAUCCAUUAUCCGAAUGUUUCCCAUAUGGGCAGCUGGAAUUUUAGUUUUUGCCUCAUCUUCACACUCGCGAAGCUUCACCAUUCAACAAGCUCGCACUAUGGAUCGUCACCUGUCUCACUCCUUCCAAUUUCCUCCAGCCUCCUUGGCCAUCUUUGGUGUCAUAUCUUUGCUCAUUGGCCUUGUUCUGUAUGAACGUCUCUUUGUACCCUUUGCUCGCCGAUUCACUAGAAACCCAUCGGGCAUCACAUACCUACAAAGAAUUGGCAUAGGCCUUGUGAUUAACAUUCUUGCAACAGUUGUUGCAGCAGUUGUUGAGAUCAAGAGAAAAGCAGUGGCUGCUGAACACAACUUAUUGGACGAUCCAAAAGCAAUUAUCCCUAUAAGUGUUUUUUGGUUGGCACCUCAGUUCAGCCUACAUGGGACAGCUGAAGUUUUCGCGUUUGUUGGGCUCUUGGAAUUUCUUUAUGAUCAAUCACCUGAAAGCAUGAGAAGCACUGCUGCAGCUCUCUACUGGAUUGCGAUAUCAGCGGGAGACUAUGUAGGCACACUGAUGGUAUCACUAGUUCAUAAGUAUUCAGGCAAAAAAAGCAACUGGCUACCUGAUAGGAACCUCAAUAGGGGAAGAUUGGAAAACUACUACUGGCUUGUUACUGCCACCCAAGCAAUAAAUCUCUUAUAUUAUGUAAUAUGUAGUUGGCUUUAUACUUAUAAGACAUUGGAAGAGGUUAGUGAAAUUUGCGAGGAAGUUGAAGAACUAGCUGGAGAUGAAAUACCAUCUAUGAUUUUAGAUAGUAGGAAUGGCCAUGGAGAGGUGGAGCUUGGAAGAAAUGAGUUAGCUUAG